GUAACCACGAGUUUCUGCUUGUCAUUGGAUUACUGCGCACAAGAACAUACAAAUACUUCUUUGAAACUUCUUCCCUCCAGACGUAGGAUAACAUCUUCUGCACAGACGGUUCAUAUUCAUCAAGACACGGACAUGGGGGAACUGCAACACAUGCAGAUGGCGUGGAAAGCAAUGAGGUCCACGAAGAUGCUUGAGGACAUGGACAGACCAGGCUUCUUCAAGCAGUACUACCAAACCGUCCGCCAAUCCAUAACUAAUGACGUGCUGCAGGAGUUCUCAAAACUCUCCUCCGAUGAAGAAAAAGUCCGCUUCUGUUACGAGAAAAUCCCGGCAGUACACGAAAUUGAUAUACGCACAUUUUAUCAUGGAAAAUCAGAAAGAGAUGCACUCGAGAGAAAAGAAGCUGGAAACAAAGCUUUUGGACGGAAAAAGAACGUAGAGGCGUUGCAUUGUUAUAGUCAAGCAGUUGUAAAGGCACCCGUGUUAUCUGAGGAGAACGCCGACCCCCGCAAGAUGACGCUCUACCCCAUCUGCCUGGCUAACCGCUCCGCUGCGCUCUACCACCUCAAAGACUUCUACUACUGCGUCAAGGAUAUAGAUGAGGCCCUGGAGCAUCACUACCCCAAGGAGCUCAAGUUCAAGCUGUACAAACGCAAGGCGCGUAUCUUGGUGGACCUGAAGCGGCACUUGGAAGCUCGGGACUCGUUUCGACAGGCACUCAAAUGGCUCGACUGGGCCAAAAUGGAUCGUGAUAAGAGGAUGGAAGUUCAGAAAGACAUACAGAAGUGGCUUAGCAUAUUUGAGAGCGGCAAAGUCGUCAAGAAUGUGGGAGACUUCCGUGUGAAGCUGUUCCCCACGGUGCCGCCGCUGACCCAGGGCCCACAUUCUGUCUUCCCGACGCUGUCCAGCAAACUCGAGAUGCGAUACUCGCCCACGCAGGGCCGCUACGUCGUCGCCGCUCAGGACAUCGAAUUCGGCGACGUCGUCUGCACC
This is a messenger RNA of Hyalella azteca, 993 nucleotides long. Its product is annotated as SET and MYND domain-containing protein 4-like. NCBI's taxonomy places the organism in Eukaryota, Metazoa, Arthropoda, Malacostraca, Amphipoda, Hyalellidae. The annotation marks the transcript as partial. Gene Ontology annotation, molecular function: protein binding. The transcript is spliced from 7 exons. The record is from RefSeq and is a predicted model, not a curated record.